AUGUCUGGUCUCAUGGACAAGGUCAAGGAUGCGGGCCAAGGCAUGCUCGACAAGAAGUCGCAGCCAGGCGAUGGCGUUGAGCGCAAGGCGGACGAUGGCGCCAACUCGAAGAUUGACGACGUUGCCAACCAGGCUGGUGUGCCUCAGGGAGACGACCAGCAGAUUGACAAGGUCGCCGAUGCGAAGGUCAACAGCGACAUUCCGUUUGGUAACAACUGA
Molecule: messenger RNA, 219 nt
Organism: Recurvomyces mirabilis
Lineage: Eukaryota; Fungi; Ascomycota; Dothideomycetes; Mycosphaerellales; Teratosphaeriaceae
Exons: 2
Coding region: 1-219 (72 amino acids)
Source: RefSeq, a predicted model, not a curated record